This is a messenger RNA of Strongylocentrotus purpuratus (purple sea urchin), 1257 nucleotides long. RefSeq lists its product as uncharacterized. The record is from RefSeq and is a predicted model, not a curated record. The coding region runs from base 1 to 1257 and encodes 418 amino acids. Lineage: Eukaryota; Metazoa; Echinodermata; Echinoidea; Camarodonta; Strongylocentrotidae. The transcript is spliced from 2 exons.
AUGGCAUUUGUGACCGAGGACGAGACCGCUUGUCUCGUCCUGAUCUUCUUACAUUGGUCGCUCCAGGAUGUCGUGGGCUAUCAGACCGCUUGUCUCGUCCUGAUCUUCUUACAUUGGUCGCUCCAGGAUGUCGUGGGCUAUCAGAUCGCUUGUCUCGUCCUGAUCUUCUUACAUUGGUCGCUCCGGGAUGUCGUGGGCUAUCAGACCGCUUGUCUCGUCCUGAUCUUCUUACAUUGGUCGCUCCGGGAUGUCGUGGGCUAUCAGACCGCUUGUCUCGUCCUGAUCUUCUUACAUUGGUCGCUCCGGGAUGUCAUGGGCUAUCAGACCGCUUGUCUCGUCCUGAUCUUCUUACAUUGGUCGCUCCAGGAUGUCGUGGGCUAUCAGAUCGCUUGUCUCGUCCUGAUCUUCUUACAUUGGUCGCUCCGGGAUGUCGUGGGCUAUCAGACCGCUUGUCUCGUCCUGAUCUUCUUACAUUGGUCGCUCCGGGAUGUCGUGGGCUAUCAGACCGCUUGUCUCGUCCUGAUCUUCUUACAUUGGUCGCUCCGGGAUGUCGUGGGCUAUCAGACCGCUUGUCUCGUCCUGAUCUUCUUACAUGGGUCGCUCCGGGAUGUCGUGGGCUAUCAGAUCGCUUGUCUUGUCCUGAUCUUCUUACAUUGGUCGCUCCAGGAUGUCGUGGGCUAUCAGACCGCUAAUUGUCUCGUCCUGAUCUUCUUACAUUGGUCGCUCCGGGAUGUCGUGGGCUAUCAGACCGCUAAUUGUCUCGUCCUGAUCUUCUUACAUUGGUCGCUCCGGGAUGUCAUGGGCUAUCAGACCGCUUGUCUCGUCCUGAUCUUCUUACAUUGGUCGCUCCAGGAUGUCGUGGGCUAUCAGAUCGCUUGUCUCGUCCUGAUCUUCUUACAUUGGUCGCUCCAGGUUGUCGUGGGCUAUCAGACCGCUUGUCUCGUCCUGAUCUUCUUACAUUGGUCGCUCCAGGUUGUCGUGGGCUAUCAGACCGCUAAUUGUCUCGUCCUGAUCUUCUUACAUUGGUCGCUCCGGGAUGUCGUGGGCUAUCAGAUCGCUUGUCUCGUCCUGAUCUUCUUACAUUGGUCGCUCCAGGAUGUCGUGGGCUAUCAGACCGCUAAUUGUCUCGUCCUGAUCUUCUUACAUUGGUCGCUCCAGGAUGUCGUGGGCUAUCAGACCGCUUGUCUCGUCCUGAUCUUCUUACAUUGGUCGCUCCAGGAUGUCGUGAGCUAUCAGACCGCUAAUUGUCCGUCCUGA